AGUCUCAAAUAGUUAAAAUAUAUCCAACAUAGACUCAAUUGACAAUAGUUGCACAGUUGAAAUUGUUGCUGAAUUUUUCGAAAGUAGAAAAUUCAGCUUGAAAUAUAACUUGUUUGUAUUCAUUUUCUUCGUUCAAAUUUUAUAAUAUUACCAAAAUGAAAACCACUUCGUGCACUACGUUAAUUCUUCUAAUUGGAUUCACUUUUUGUUGUGGUGCAAUGUCUAUUGAUUUGAAUAAGGAAACUCCAAAUACUGGAACUACUGCAGAGUUAAAUCGGAAAAUUAAACGGUCAACCGACGAACUUGAUAAUCUUUUGAAUGAAAUUGUUUCGGAUGAAGAGCUACUGAAUUUAGCCAUUCACGGGGUCGACAAGGAAAAAGUGCAAAAUUCAGCAUUGUUGCAGUAUCUUCUAUUGCGUAAACCAAAUUUAGUUCACAUUUUACAAGAAAAACGGAGCCUUGACUACAGACCGCGCUUAGGCAGAAGAUCGAAUGAGGAUACUGAACAACCAAAACCAUACGACGUUUUCUUUACUCCAAGAAUGGGCAAACGUGCAGAUUUUACUAACUACACACCUCGACUUGGUCGCUCAACCUAUUCAGAAUAAGAUUUUUUGGAACCAGAAACCUACAACGAUCUAUUGAUGAUGACUUCACACGAGCCACAAAAUUAACUAAAUAGACAUGAAAUGGGAUUAAAUGUCUACAAAUUCAAUUUGAACUACUGUAGUUCAACUACGAUUGGAUACAAUUAUUAUAAAAAAAUGUCUGUUUUACUUAUUUUGAACUAAUAUACUUAACUGUAAUCUCGACGGCUUGUGAAAAUUGUUAAACAAUACUUUUUAUACUUGAAUGAAUAAAUGGGAUGCACAAAGAAAAACCGAA
Messenger RNA from Sitodiplosis mosellana (orange wheat blossom midge), 885 nucleotides. RefSeq lists its product as uncharacterized. The record is from RefSeq and is a predicted model, not a curated record. The transcript is spliced from 5 exons. Bases 156 to 608 code for a protein of 150 amino acids. NCBI's taxonomy places the organism in Eukaryota, Metazoa, Arthropoda, Insecta, Diptera, Cecidomyiidae.